Molecule: messenger RNA, 1224 nt
Organism: Peronospora farinosa
Lineage: Eukaryota; Oomycota; Peronosporomycetes; Peronosporales; Peronosporaceae
Source: the annotation of a GenBank genome assembly
AUGGAGCGCUAUCGCUUUAAAAACGACGGAUUGGCCACACACACGUCAAUGGACCAGGAAGAGUGUGAAAGUAGUUGUAGCCUUUUCUUCUUUCCACUACUGGAGCUACCAAUAGAUCAGCAAUUACAAUUGCAGCAGCUGAGUUUUAUCAACACGGACCUCGAGCCGCUUUUAAUGCGUGAAAAACAUGUUGAAUACUUAAAACGUGGUCUUACGCGUCUUUCAUCGGGUUUUGUCGCUUUGGAUGCCAGUCGACCCUGGAUUAUCUAUUGGAUUUUGCACGCUCUGGAUCUACUGGACGCUCUACCAGAAGAAGAAACGGCACGUGUCAUUGACACGUUAAAACCUUUCUGGAACAAUGACCAUGAAGGAGGUUUUGGAGGCGGACCCAAGCAAUUGGGACAUACAGCCACCAAUUACGCGUCAUGUCUGACAUUUGCAUUACUCGGGACACCAGAAGCAUGGGAAGCAGUGGACCGACCGGGAUUGUACCGGUUUUUUCUAGCAAGAAAACACGCAACCUCUGGAGCUUUUACUGCUCAUGAUGGAGGUGAGGCAGACGUCCGUGUGACGUACUGUGUCAUCUCUAUCGCUAGUCUGUACGGUAUUUUGACUGAUGAACUGAAGGAUGGCGUGGUGGAGUAUGUGCUGUCUUGUCAGACAUACGAGGGUGGUUUUGGUGGUGAACCAGGGAACGAAGCUCACGGCGGAUACGCAUUCUGUUCCGUGGCAACACUCUACAUUCUUGAAGCUAUUGAUCAGAUUCGCGACUUACCUGGGCUGCUACACUGGCUUGCAAAUCGGCAGAUGCCCUUUGAAGGUGGUUACCAAGGACGAACCAACAAACUUGUGGACGGCUGCUACAGCUUCUGGCAAGGUGCUGUGCCGGCACUACUGGCGCAGGUUGUGCGACAACGGUACGGCAACGAAGUGCCUUAUCAAUGCCACCAAGAAAAACUGCAAAGGUACAUUUUGCUUUGCGGACAGGAGAUUACAGGUGGCUUGCGCGACAAGCCUGGCAAGCCGCGGGAUCAUUACCACUCGUGCUAUUGUCUGAGCGGUCUAUCAGUUGCUCAGCACGGAGAUGGCAGAGGUGAACCUGUCGUGUAUGGAGAUAUGUCCAACCUGAUGAAGCGCACGCACCCCGCGUAUAACAUCAACUACGACAAGGCUAUGAAAACGAUCGAAUACUUCAAAGCAAAGGGCCCCUUUCAGCCUGAGUAG